Molecule: messenger RNA, 4556 nt
Organism: Symphalangus syndactylus (siamang)
Lineage: Eukaryota; Metazoa; Chordata; Mammalia; Primates; Hylobatidae
Gene: NSRP1
Product: nuclear speckle splicing regulatory protein 1
Biological process (GO): regulation of alternative mRNA splicing, via spliceosome
Source: RefSeq, a predicted model, not a curated record
UUUAUUGUGCAUUUAUGACAGUGACAAUAGCACAAAACUAGGAGAUAAAAUGGAAGUAUACUUUUCUAAGCUUCUUAUACUAUGCACAAAGUGGUAGAUUCUUACUUUAAGGCAGAUUGUGAUAAGUUUAAGACAUCUAUUAGAAACCCUAAAGCAACAGCUUAAAUAACAAGCAAAGAAGUAUGGUCAGUAAACCAACAAAGGAGGCUGAAGCAUGAAAAUCAUAAGCUGAAUCACAGUUGGGAAAAAUAGGAAACAAAUAGCAAUCAUACUUUUUUUUUUUUUUUUGAGGUGGGGUCUGGCUAUGUUGUGCCUGUUGGCCUCAACCUCCCAAAGUGCUGGGACUGCAGGCCUGAGCCACCCCACCCAGCCUGCAAUCAUAGUCACUUUAAUGAAAAUGUUCUAAGCAUCCAAAUUAGAUGGAAGAGACUGUCAGACUGGAUAAAAAAGCAAGACCCAAAUAUUUUCUGUCAACAAGUGAUCCAAUUUGAAUAUAAAUACACAAAUAGAUUAAAAUGGUUUGAAAAAGAUAUACUAUGCUAGCAUUAAUCAAAAGAAAGCUAGUUAUAUUGAUAGCAGACCAAGCAGACAAAGAAGAAUAAAGGAAUAAAGAGGGCCACUUCUUAAUGCUAUAGAGGUCAACAGAGGUUAAUGCAAGAGAACGCAACAAUCCUAAAUGUUUACAUACCUAACUUCAAAAUACAUGACACGAACUGAUAGAAUUGAAAGGAGAAGCAAAUUCACAAUUAUAGUUGGAGAUUUCAACAUCUUUAUCGCAGUAAUUGAUCUCUUUGGCUGCUCUGAGACUAGUUGGGAAUGAACCAAGAGUGAAUGAGUGCACAGAUGUGGGUAGAGUUUUCAAAAAGGUAUCAUAUAUGGGCCAGGCACAGUGGCUCACGCCUGUAAUCCCAGCACUUGGGGAGGCUGAGGCGGGUGGAUCACAUGAGGUCAGGAGUUUGAGACCAGCCUGGCCAACAUGGUGAAACCCUGCCUUUACUAAAAAAAUACAAAAAUUAGCCAGGCAUGGUGGCGGACGCUGUAAUCCCAACUACUCAGGAGGCUGAGGCGGGAGAAUCGCCUGAACCUGGGAGGCGGAGGUUGCAGUGAGCCCAGAUCGCGCCAUUGCACUCCAGCCUGGGCAACAAGAGCGAGACUCCGUCUCAAAAAAAAAAAAAAAAAAAAAAAAAGUAUCAUAUAUGAUCUUGAUUCCUAUACCCAAUGGCCCGUGAACAGUAUUAUUAAUAAUUUUGGUCCUUGGGCCGGGCGCGGUGGCUCAUGCCUGUAAUCCCAGCAAUUUGGGAGGCCGAGUCGGGCGGAUCACCUGAGGUCGGGAGUUCGAGACCAGCCUGACCAACAUGGAGAAACACCGUCUCUACUAAAAAUACAAAAUUAGCCGGGCGUGGUGGCUCAUGCCUGUAAUCCCAGCUACUCGGGAGCCUGAGGCAGGAGAAUCGCUCGAACCCGGGAGGCGGAGGUUGCGGUAACCGAGUUGGCGCCUUUGCACUCUAGCCUGGGCAAGAGCGAAACUCCGUCUCAAAAAAAUUUUUUUUAUUUAAAUAAUAAUUUUGGUCCUAUAUAAGGUAUUAUUAAUACACAGAUUUUCAUUUUUCGCCUAAUUAUCCUGAACCAGUUAAAGUGAACACUUGGAAGGGGGUAGGGGGAUUAUCGAUAGCCAUGGCAGUGGUUUUCAAGCUUUAUCAGAAUUACCCGCUGGUUAAAAUUCAGAUAACUCGCUCCACUCCAAAGUUUCUGAUUCGGUAGGUUUGGGGCGGGGCCCGAGAAUGUGUCAUUUUAACAGUAUCUCCGGUGAUGCUGAUGCCGCUGGUCCCAGAACCACACACUGCAAACAACUGGCCUCGAACGUUGUCAUUCUUUUCUCCUACAGAUUUUGAGGCAGCCGGUGGGCUCCGAAACAAAACAGAAGUCACUGGAUCCGAUUCCCAGCACCACAGAAGUGACUCAAACCAGCGAUUCAACCCGACAAGCAGGAUCCGGGCCACCCAAAGCCGCGCGAGAGUUUACGUGACGUCAUCGGCGUCAGCGUCACGGAGGCGUCGGCCGCGUUCAGCGGACACGGGAGCAAGAUGGCGAUUCCGGGCAGGCAGUAUGGGCUUAUUUUGCCAAAGAAAACACAGCAGUUGCACCCUGUUUUGCAAAAACCAUCAGUGUUUGGGAAUGAUUCUGAUGAUGAUGAUGAGACCUCUGUGAGUGAAAGCCUUCAGAGAGAAGCUGCUAAGAAGCAGGCCAUGAAACAGACCAAACUGGAAAUCCAGAAGGCCCUUGCAGAAGAUGCUACUGUGUAUGAAUAUGACAGUAUUUAUGAUGAAAUGCAGAAAAAAAAGGAGGAAAAUAAUCCCAGAUUGCUUUUGGGGAAAGACAGAAAGCCCAAGUAUAUUCACAACUUGCUAAAAGCAGUUGAGAUCAGAAAAAAGGAACAGGAAAAAAGAAUGGAAAAGAAAAUACAGAGAGAACGAGAAAUGGAAAAGGGGGAGUUUGAUGAUAAAGAAGCAUUUGUGACAUCUGCAUAUAAGAAAAAAUUGCAAGAGAGAGCUGAAGAAGAAGAAAGAGAAAAGAGGGCUGCUGCACUGGAAGCAUGUUUGGAUGUAACCAAGCAGAAAGAUCUCAGUGGAUUUUAUAGGCACCUAUUAAAUCAAGCAGUUGGUGAAGAGGAAGUACCUAAAUGCAGCUUUCGUGAAGCCAGAUCUGGUAUAAAGGAAGAAAAAUCAAGGGGCUACUCCAAUGAAGUAAGUUCAAAAAACAGAAUACCACAAGAGAAAUGCAUUCUUCAAACUGAUGUGAAAGUAGAGGAAAACCCAGAUGCAGACAGUGACUUCGAUGCUAAGAGCAGUGAGGAUGAUGAAAUAGAAGAAACUAGAGUGAACUGCAGAAGGGAAAAGGUCAUAGAGACCCCUGAAAAUGACUCCAAGCACCACAGGAAUCAAAACCACUCUCGGUCACCUAGUGAAGAAAGAGGGCACAGUACCAGACACCACACGAAAGGAUCACGAACGUCGAGAGGACACGAGAAAAGGGAAGAUCAGCACCAACAGAAGCAAUCCAGAGACCAAGAGAACCAUUACACUGACCGUGAUUACCGGAAAGAAAGGGAUUCUCAUAGGCACAGAGAGGCCAGUCAUAGAGAUUCCUACUGGAAGAGGCAUGAACAGGAAGAUAAACCAAGGGCGAGGGACCAAAGAGAAAGAAGUGACAGAGUAUGGAAAAGGGAGAAAGACAGGGAGAAAUAUUCCCAAAGAGAACAAGAAAGAGAUAGACAACAAAAUGAUCAGAACCGACACAGUGAGAAAGGAGAGAAGGAAGAGAAAAGCAAAGCAAAGGAAGAGCAUAUGAAAGUAAGGAAGGAAAGAUAUGAAAAUAAUGAUAAAUACAGAGAUAGAGAAAAACGAGAAGUAAGUGUUCAAUCUUCAGAAAGAAAUCGAGACAGAAAGGAAAGCAGCCCAGAUUCUAGGGCAAAGGAUAAAUUUCUUGACCAAGAAAGAUCCAACAAAAUGAGAAACAUGGCAAAGGACAAAGAAAGAAACCAGGAGAAACCCUCUAAUUCUGAAUCAUCACUGGGAGCAAAACACAGACUCACAGAGGAAAGGCAAGAGAAGGGUAAAGAACAAGAGAGACCACCUGAGGCAGUGAGCAAGUUUGCAAAGCGGAACAACGAAGAAACUGUAAUGUCAGCUAGAGACAGGUACUUGGCCAGGCAGAUGGCGCGGGUUAAUGCAAAGACCUAUAUUGAGAAAGAAGAUGAUUGAUGGCUACCCCAAGAGAAAGAUUUAAGGAAGCACAGAAAACUAAUUCCUGGAACCUGCUGCGUAAAACCAUAAAGGAGUGUGUUACCAGUAGUUUGGAGGGCAUUUUUAAAGUUAUUUUCAAAAUUUUAAGCUAAAAUCAAAAGUCAGUCUCACAGCUUGGAUGUUUGGAUGUGGACGUUUGGCUGAAUUUAUAUAUAGUAUGUACUCACCAAUAUCACAUUCUUUGUUGUAUUCAAGAACCGUAAGAGUGUGCUAAUUCCCUGUAGGUACAUAAUGAGGAAAAUUGGCUCCACUACAACCAUUAAAAAAUAAUUUUGGCCAGAUGUGGUAGUUCAUGCCUGUAAUACCAACAUUUUGGGAGGCCAAGGCAGAAGGAUAUUGAGGCCAGGCAUUCAAGACCAGCCUAGGCAGGAUAAUGAGACCUUGUCUCUAUUUAAAAAAGCCUAGCGUGGUAGUGCAUGCCUGUAGUCCCAGCUGUUCGGGAGGCUGAGGCAGGAAGAUCACUUGAGCCUAGGAAUUUGAUGUUACAGUGGGCUGUGAUCAUACCACUGCACUCCAACCUGGGCAACAGAAUGAGACCCUGUCUCUAAAAAAAAUUUUUUUAAAUAAUUUAACUCUUCUAAUAAUGUUUUGUUGCAGGAGCUGUAUUUCAGAUAAAAUAUGGAUUUGAAAAAUAGAAAAUAUACUUUAUGUUCUGAAAUUUGUAUUAAAGUAUAAAAUGUGAAUCAUCUUGUCUAAAUAGCUUACAGCAUAGUUGGCUUAAAUGAAAAUAAAAUGAUAUGCUUAUAUAUUUUA